Messenger RNA from Aspergillus nidulans FGSC A4, 1285 nucleotides. Its product is annotated as short chain dehydrogenase/reductase family protein. The coding region runs from base 101 to 1285 and encodes 394 amino acids. NCBI's taxonomy places the organism in Eukaryota, Fungi, Ascomycota, Eurotiomycetes, Eurotiales, Aspergillaceae. The transcript has 5 exons. The record is from RefSeq and is a predicted model, not a curated record.
CAAAUACCCUCCCACGCAAUAGAGCUCUCGCUGCUCGAUUAUUGGGCGUGUCCUCUUGCGCGAUGGAUAUGCUGGCCCCGUGAAUGCCAUCCUCGCCCUCAUGACAGAGAACAAUCCCUCCCCUGACUACUCCCGCCCGCAGUUCCCUCCCCAUAAUGAGUCGCGCGUAUGGGUGAUCACCGCGGGAGAUUCGCCUAUUGGUAUUUCGGUUGCGCGUCAGAUCCUUGCGCAUGGGGACAGUGCUCUCGUCGGUAUCACAUCCUCGGAUCUCGACCGCGAUGCGUGCCGUCGGGAUAUGUUCGAGGACUUCCAGGCGGAAGUUGAAGCUCACCGCGACGAGGGAUGGGCUGAGCGAUUCAAGGCUGUUCAAUUAGACAUAAGGAUUAUUGGAGAGUGUCAGGCAGUGGUUGCCGAAGCGGUUGCGACAUUCGGCAGGAUAGACAUUUUGCUUUGCUGCACCAGUCAAGCACUCGUUGGAACGGUAGAGGAGCUUGCUGCCUCCCAACAAACCCUGAAUCUUGUCCGCGAUCAGUUCGAGGUCAAUUACUUCGGUCCGCUCAAUAUUAUCAAGGCAUCGCUACCUCACAUGAGGCGUCAGAGGUCGGGGCAUGUCAUGAUUGUCUCCGGAAUCACACCAGCCGCUCAUAUCGGCACCCCUGGGCUCGGAAUGUACUGCGCGGCAGGAUGGGCCCUAGAGGGUUUCUGCGACAGCCUAGCAUACGAGAUCGCUCCCUUCAACAUUAAACUCACCAUCUUCCAAUGCAGUAUCGAAAUCCCCAUUCUCACAAACCUCAUCACCAGUGUUCCGCCGAUUGUCCCCGCCUACUCCCCCGGUAUAAAUCCAGCGCCUCUAUUUCGGGGAAUUCUAAACCGGCUCAUCCCCCGCUUACCAAAUACUCAGCAUGGCGGUAACAUUAGCGACGGCACUCAAGAGCAAAACCAGAAUCAGAACCAUAAUCAGACGAGCUCUAUCGAAGACGGCCCUUUCUCAGGCCCAGACCUCAUAUCGACAUACCCCCCGCUUAGUUCCGCACACAUGGCAAUUUUAGUGGAGGAGACGGUUUAUGCCAUCACGGCAAUUGGGGGACAUGAGAACCCCCCAUCGCGGCAUAUUGUAGGGCAGGAAGGUGUUGCGAGCGUUAAGGAAAAGUUGAAGACUGUUAGCGAAGAACUGGAAGAUUUUAUCCAAUGCAGUUUCGCGGUUGAUUACGCUGCUGAUGCGGAGCAGGGUCGAACGACUAGGGAGGAAAAUAUGGUCUUUGGAGCAAAUAAUGAUGCAUCAUGA